ACAGUUUGGCCUAAUGUGUUGGACGUCACAUUCUCAUAUUUCACUGUUGUCAGCCCUGUGAAGCUUUUUUCCUCAUGCUGAUGGAAACUUGUAUAUCAGGACAUACUUCUUGAAAGCGACUUGAUUUGACAUGAAGGAGAAGGAAUAUUCUACGUAGCUGUGAUUUCUCUCCAAGUGCCUACAUGGAGACACUAGGAAGCACUUUCAGUGUGUGUUGAAUGAACAUGACGAUGAACCAGUUCCAGUUAUGAGCAACUCAAAAUUUCUGUGGCUGGAGAGACAAAAAAGGCUUUUAGCCAGGUCCAAGAGCAUGGUGAUGGGGGAGUUGACAAGGGGCUCGAGCCGGCCAUCCUCCCCGGGCCUCCAGGAGAGGGCAGUGAAGGCCGGCUGGCUGAAGAAACAGCGCAGUAUCAUGAAGAACUGGCAGCUGCGCUGGUUUGUGCUGCGCACUGACCAACUUUACUUCUACAAAGAUGAAGAGGAAACCAAACCACAGGGCUGUAUCCCAUUACAUGGCUGCCAAGUGAAUGAGCUGACCGCCAAUCCAGACGAGCCUGGACGGCACCUUUUUGAGAUAGUUCCAGGUGGUACGGGAGAGAAGGACAGAUCAGCUCUGAGCCAUGAGGCCUUCCUGCUUAUGGCAAACUCCCAGAAUGACAUGGAGGACUGGGUCAAAGCUAUCAGGCGUGUCAUCUGGGCUCCUUUUGGCGGAGGGAUCUUUGGCCAGCAUCUGGAGGACACGGUGCAGUAUGAGAGGAAGUUUGGACCGCGGCUGGCCCCUCUGCUGGUGGAGCAGUGUGUGGACUUCAUACGGGAACAGGGUCUGAAAGAGGAGGGCCUCUUCCGAAUGCCAGGACAGGCAAACUUAGUCAAAGAGCUCCAAGAUGCUUUUGACUGUGGUGAUAAACCUCUGUUUGACAGCAACACUGAUGUUCACACCGUGGCAUCUCUACUUAAGCUCUAUCUCAGGGAGCUGCCUGAGCCAGUCAUCCCCUUCAACAAAUAUGAGGACUUCCUCACCUGCGCCCAGCUGCUGCUCAAAGACGAGGAAGUGGGACUCACUGAGCUUGCAAAGCAAGUUAAAACUCUUCCUCAAGCCAACUACAACCUGCUGAAGUACAUUUGCAAAUUCUUGGAUGAAGUGCAGUCACACUCAAAUGAAAAUAAGAUGAGCGUUCAGAAUCUGGCCACAGUAUUUGGACCAAAUAUCCUUAGACCUAAAAUGGAGGACCCUGUUACAAUGAUGGAGGGAACCUCUCAGGUGCAACACCUCAUGACAGUGUUGAUCAGCGAGCAUGAUCGGCUGUAUGGCAGCACAGAGUCUGAAGUGUCCUCCGAGCAGAGAGAAGCUCCUCAGCGCUGCAUGGUGGGCUGGAUCUCAGAAGAAGAGAUCCAGCGCUGUCCAUCUUCCAGCCAAACCUCAGGCCUUCCUGACCACGUGGGUGACAGCACCACAUCUCUGGACAUCAACACAGGCACAGCCACUGCCACCAAGCCGGCAACUCAGGGAAAAGCCGUGGUGGCGGUCAGCCCCAGCAAGCAGGCCAAAUCCCUCCCUUCGUGGAAGUACUCUUUUAAAGGCAGCGGAGCACGGGGCCAGACACCAAAAAUCGGGGGCUCCUCUGUAGACGUGUCCAGCCUGCCCAGUACUGGUAACUGGCUGAUGAAUGGAUUGUCCUCUCUGAGAAGCCAUAGACGUACGUCUUCAGGAGAGCGCAUGGGAAAAGACUCAGCACUGUCCCAUCGUCUGUCCACCUAUGACAAUGUGACCUCAUCCAGUCUGAGCGUGCCCAGCGUGGCCAGCACACCCUGGUCUACUUCCUCAUGUGAGAUAUCAGUAGCAGACUCAGUGGGCAGUGACCCCUCUGGACUGAACUUUGGGAAGGGAGCAUGGUCAGAGACGGGCUCAGUCAGGGGGAGGGUCGAAGAGAAAGUGUCGGAGGUCACGCAAAGUAGCGAAGCACUGGAGCUGUGUGUGAGCAGUGCAGGAUGCAGUGAGAAUGGGAAUGUGGAGGAUAAUGCAGAUGUGUCAGAAGACCCUGAUGACAACACGCAAGCACUUAACAGCCUGGUGUUAGAACUGAAGGAUGAGCUGAAGAAACAGAAGAUUGGUUAUGAAUCCCGGAUACGAAAGUUGGAAGAGACAAGUGUAUCGUUGCGUGAGCAGCUAGACAGGCUAGAGGAGGAGGUAGACCAGGAGAGGAAGAAGUACAAAAUGUUGGAGAUUAAACUGCGCAACUCUGAGCGGGCACGUGAGGACGCAGAAAACAGGAACCGGCUCCUGCAGAGCGAGAUGGAGGAGUUCUUCUCCACUUUAGGAGAUCUAACACUGGGGACAAGGACAAGCAAAAUGUGACACUUAACACAGAAAAGCUGUGUACUUACUGUGGAUGGAUUUUUAAAUCUCUUUACUCAUGUAUCAUGGGUACUAUGAGGUAAUUUUGUGCUGUUUUGUUACAGCAACUUGAGCUGUUAUUCUGUGUAGCAAAUCUAUUUUCCACCCUUAAUCUUCUUCUCUGAAGUUUUAAGAUAUGUUUAAAUUAUUAUUACCAUCACCAGAUUCUCAAUGGCCUCACUUCCAGUAUGCACAGAUGAUACCAAAGCAUGACUUCCCUGAUUGUUUGCAGUUGAUGUGAUUAUGGUUGCGUACUUGCGAUGCUUUUCAUAAGGCUGGUUAUUUCCAUGACAGUGCCUUUUGCGUUGAUGCAUGGUAUUGAGAAAAUACUGCUUAACCACAAAUGAGGCAUUACUGUUUUCUCAUAAUGUCAACUAUCAGCUCCACAGUUCAUAGCUUCUUCACAAGUCUAUGUUGUUUAGAGUCUGCGACUUUAAACAGGCUGCAGCCGUCCAGUCUGACACACUCCCACUUUUAAAGAAAUGGAUGAUGGUGAACAGUUACAGGCUUAGUUAAUGACUAUUACAUGCAUAUACUACACAAACCUCCUUUAGCAAACCCAUUUCUAUUUAAAUGAAAAUGCAGUGUGGUAAAAAGGCAAUGACAGUUUAAGGACAAGAUUAAUGGUACUAAUUAUUUGUAUAAUUAUGAAUUUUUUAGGCCGUUGAGGUUGCAGGUUAUAGGAUUAUUUAUUGCAAUUAUUUUACUGUAUAACUUAUUUCUCAGGUGGUGUUUCUAAAAAAAAAAAAAAAAAAAACACACUGAAAAAACUUGCUGUCUUUCUGGUAGAUGGUGGAAAUGAAUAUGAAUGAUAUAUACUUGACCGUGAAUUGUAGUAGACAGUCUAAGACUAUGUGAUGAAUCCGUGUAUGCUUUAAAAUAUUCUUGUGGUUAUUUCCCCCUCAUGAAAGUGCCAAAGUAGAGGUCUUAUAAAAUGGGUACUGCUUUCAUAUCAUGGAUCACUUGAAAUGAAGUAUAACUGCAAAAGGUAAAGUAAUAAAGUUCUCCUCAUACAGUGUCA
Messenger RNA from Pygocentrus nattereri (red-bellied piranha), 3416 nucleotides. RefSeq names its product Rho GTPase activating protein 22 (gene arhgap22a). Gene Ontology annotation, biological process: activation of GTPase activity; signal transduction. NCBI's taxonomy places the organism in Eukaryota, Metazoa, Chordata, Actinopteri, Characiformes, Serrasalmidae. The coding region runs from base 248 to 2356 and encodes 702 amino acids. The record is from RefSeq and is a predicted model, not a curated record. Gene Ontology annotation, cellular component: focal adhesion. The transcript has 11 exons. Gene Ontology annotation, molecular function: GTPase activator activity.